Molecule: messenger RNA, 1897 nt
Organism: Oncorhynchus nerka (sockeye salmon)
Lineage: Eukaryota; Metazoa; Chordata; Actinopteri; Salmoniformes; Salmonidae
Product: phosphatidylinositol 4-phosphate 5-kinase type-1 alpha-like
Exons: 16
Coding region: 16-1848 (610 amino acids)
Biological process (GO): phosphatidylinositol phosphate biosynthetic process
Cellular component (GO): plasma membrane
Molecular function (GO): 1-phosphatidylinositol-4-phosphate 5-kinase activity
Source: RefSeq, a predicted model, not a curated record
AAUUUGGUUGCAUGCAUGCCUUGUUCAUGUGUAACUGGUUGUGGUUGUUCUGUAUCUUCUUCCAUAGACAUUAGGACUCAGUUCUGGAGGAGAGCCUUGCAGAGAGGGUCCAGUGCGUCUCGGAAAGUGGCAUCUCCAGAGAUUCCUGGAUCCAGUCAGAGUAUGAAGAAGACCAUUGGACACAGAGGAGUUGAGACGAACACUGGGGAGACCACCUAUAAGAAGACCACGUCGUCAGCCCUGAAAGGAGCAAUUCAGCUGGGCAUCACUCACACUGUGGGCAGCCUGAGUCAGAAGGCUGAGAGGGAUGUUCUCAUGCAGGACUUUGUGGUGGUCGAGAGCAUCUUCUUCCCCAGUGAGGGCAGUAACCUGACCCCUGCCCACCACUACAGUGAUUUCAGGUUUAAGACCUACGCCCCCAUCGCCUUCCGCUACUUCAGAGAACUCUUUGGCAUCCGGCCAGACGACUACCUGUACUCUCUGUGUAACGAUGGCCUGAUAGAGCUGUCUAACUCCGGCGCCAGCGGCUCUCUCUUCUACGUGUCCAGUGAUGAUGAGUUCAUUAUCAAGACGGUGCAGCACAAAGAGGCUGAGUUUCUCCAGAAGCUACUGCCAGGAUACUUCAUGAACCUGAAUCAGAACAAACGGACCCUGCUCCCUAAGUUCUACGGUCUGUACUGCAUCCAGGCGGGAGGGAAGAACAUCCGCCUGGUGGUGAUGAACAACCUGCUGCCCCGCGUGGUCCACAUGCACCAUAAGUACGACAUGAAGGGUUCCACCUAUAAGAGACGGGCCUCAGCCAAGGAGAGGGACAAGACUUUUCCCACCUUUAAAGACCUGGACUUCAUCCAGGACCUGCCUGAUGGACUACUGCUGGAGACGGACAACUACAACGCCCUUAGCAAGACCAUCCAGAGAGACUGCCUGCUCCUGCAGAGUUUUAAAAUCAUGGACUACAGUCUACUGGUGGGGAUCCAUAACCUGGAGCAGGCUAGUAGAGAGAGGGAGCGAGGUGUGGGGCAGAUGGGGGACAGUGGGGGGUCAGAGGGGGCGGUGACCCCAGACCAGCGCCGACCCCAGGCCCAGAAAAGUCUAUACUGCACAGCCAUGGAGUCUAUACAGGGAGAGGCCCGCGGGAAGGGAGCCCUGGAGUCUGAGGACCAUAUGGGCGGGAUCCCAGCCAGGAACUCUAAAGGAGAGAGGUUGCUGGUCUUUAUCGGCAUCAUCGACAUUCUGCAGUCCUACAGGUUCAUCAAGAAGUUGGAACACUCGUGGAAGGCCCUCGUCCAUGAUGGGGAUACAGUGUCGGUGCACAGACCAGGCUUCUACGCUGAGCGCUUCCAACAAUUCAUGUGUAACACAGUGUUCAAGAAGAUCCCAUUGAAGCUCUCCCCAUCCAAGAAGUCUCGUGGUGGGGGUCCGGGGGGUCUGAGGAGAGCUCCUACUCUGGGAGGCCCCACCCCCCUCUCCCACGCUGCUGGACAGUCUGUGGUGGACUCUCGACUCGUCUACCAAUCACACUUCAACAAGGCUGACGCAGAGGGAGACAGUGGCAUGCAGUCGGGCAGGCCAGACCUGGUGCCAAGGACCCCUCCCCUGGCGGGAGGGUCAGGGGAUGCGGAGGCCAACUUUUCCACGUCCUCAUUAGGAAGCACAGGACUCACCUCCUCCUCUCCUCCGCUACAGUCAGUAGGGGUUGAAGUACAUAGAGCAGUAACAAGCACAGACCAAGACCACGGUAUCUCCCACAGUAUGGGUGCGGAAGUGGAAGCGUCAGGUGAUCAGUCGGGUAAUGAAGAUGCCAUCUCACUAUCAGACAUUGUCCCAGAGACUAACAUCUGCUUUUAACAACUGAUCUGGAGUCAUCUGAGGAAAAGGUGAUUCUGGAACCAAGGAG